This is a messenger RNA of Macrosteles quadrilineatus (aster leafhopper), 1289 nucleotides long. RefSeq lists its product as uncharacterized. Bases 1 to 1263 code for a protein of 420 amino acids. The transcript is spliced from 2 exons. The record is from RefSeq and is a predicted model, not a curated record. NCBI's taxonomy places the organism in Eukaryota, Metazoa, Arthropoda, Insecta, Hemiptera, Cicadellidae.
AUGGUUUAUGAACACUUCAGGCAAACCAGAAUUUUUACCCGAUGGAAAAAUAUUUCCUUCACUUCUCAGGGAGGAAAAUGGACCAUCUCAUCUAGUGGAAGGCCUGAGUGGGUUGUUACACAAAACCCUACAAUUACAACUGAAGAACAAACCACUCUCCCUUCUGGCAAGUGGAUUAUAAAUGAAACAGGGCAUGUAGUGUUAAAUGUUUCUGGCAAACGACUUAAUGGGACAUGGUUUAUGAACAUUUCAGGCAAACCAGAAUAUUUACCCUAUGGAAAACCACUUCCUCCCCUUCCUCGGGGAGGAAAAUGGACCAUCUUAUCUUGUGGAAGGCCUGAGUGGGUUGUUACACAAAACCCUACAAUUACAACUGAAGAACAAACCACUCUCCCUUGUGGCAAAUGGAUUAUAAAUGAAACAGGGCAUGUAGUGUUAAAUGUUUCUGGCAAACAACUUAAUGGGACAUGGUUUAUGAACAUUUCAGGCAAACCAGAAUAUUUACCCUAUGGAAAACCACUUCCUAACCUUCCUCGGGGAGGAAAAUGGACCAUCUUAUCUUGUGGAAGGCCUGAGUGGGUUGUUACACAAAACCCUACAAUUACAACUGAAGAACAAACCACUCUCCCUUGUGGCAAAUGGAUUAUAAAUGAAACAGGGCAUGUAGUGUUAAAUGUUUCUGGCAAACAACUUAAUGGGACAUGGUUUAUGAACAUUUCAGGCAAACCAGAAUAUUUACCCUAUGGAAAACCACUUCCUCCCCUUCCUCGGGGAGGAAAAUGGACCAUCUUAUCUUGUGGAAGGCCUGAGUGGGUUGUUACACAAAAAGGGGAAUGUGUAUCACCCCCUCCUGAUGGCGAGUGGAUUAUGCAUUAUACAGGGCAUGCAGUCUUAGUUCCUUACCUAAAAGGGAGGCAUUAUGGGACAUGGUUUAUGAACGCUUCAGGCAACCCAGAAUAUUUACCUGAAGGACAAGAACUUCCGCCCCUUCCUAAGGGAGGAAAAUGGACCAUCUCAUCUUGUCCUAAGUGGGUUCCCAUGUCAAGUACUCAAGGAGCUACUUCAGAACGCCACUACGCACCAACACCCACAAGAUCACAAAUGCCACCCAAAGUGGAAGAUGGCAAUCUCCCUAAUACCAGUUUACAGGAAACAUAUCCAAUAGAUUCUCAUCCUGCCACAAGCAAGGUGUAUCAAGAUGUUUAUAAAACUCUGCAGAAUAUUGAUGAGUGUGUUAGCAAAAUUAUGCACAAACUAGGUUAACACAAUUAAAGUAAGGAUUCAUAUUG